Messenger RNA from Musca vetustissima, 1387 nucleotides. It is a transcript of the gene Acph-1, whose product is annotated as prostatic acid phosphatase. NCBI's taxonomy places the organism in Eukaryota, Metazoa, Arthropoda, Insecta, Diptera, Muscidae. The transcript is spliced from 6 exons. Gene Ontology annotation, biological process: dephosphorylation. The record is from RefSeq and is a predicted model, not a curated record. Bases 86 to 1387 code for a protein of 433 amino acids. Gene Ontology annotation, molecular function: phosphatase activity.
AUAUUCGUUCUUGUUGUUAUUUUUGGUCAUAUUCGAUACGAUUGGUGUCUCGACGUCUUCGUCGUUUUCGGACAUUAACAACAAUAUGCCCACCUCAACUGCAGCAAUGAUGGGUGAGCAGCAGGAAGAGAACAAUAUGAUGUUGUCCUCCAUUGGCGAUGAAUUUUCGCCCAAAGAAGCAACAGCUGGUACAACAAAUCUAAAAGGAAAAUUAGUUUUUGCCCAUGUGAUCUAUCGUCAUGGUGACCGUACUCCCAUUGAACCAUAUCCCACGGAUCCCUGGCGUAAACCGGAAUUCUGGCCCACUGGCUGGGGUCAAUUGACCAAUAUUGGUAAACAACAACACUAUCAUUUGGGCCAGUGGUUGCGUAAACGCUAUUCCAGUCUGCUGAGUAAAACCUAUAAUAAAGAUGAGAUCUAUAUACGAUCAACCGAUGUAGAUCGUACAUUGAUGAGUGCAUUAUCAAAUUUGGCUGGACUGUAUGAACCGGUGGCCAAGGAUGUAUGGAAUCCCGAAAUACAUUGGCAGCCCAUUCCGGUGCAUACAACACCAGAGAAAAUGGAUCCGGUUCUUGCUGCCAAAGCUGGUUGUCCAGCCUACGAAUAUGCCUAUUCGGCAUUGAUGGACUCAGCGGAAUUUCAAAAAAUCAAAGAUCAAUAUACCUAUCUAUUUAAUUAUUUAACAAAAUAUUCGGGACGUACGGUUGAUACAUUGGAAGAUAUACAACGAAUUAAUAACACGUUUUUUAUUGAAGAACUUUACAAUAAAACAUUGCCAGAAUGGACCAAGAAAAUAUAUCCAAGUGCCGAUAUGACUGCAGUGGCUGCUUUCACUUUUUCCAUUGCCACCUACACACGUCAAAUGGCCCGCCUGAAAUCUGGUCCCAUAAUUAAAGAAAUGUUACAACGUUUUGUUGAUAAAUCAAAGGGCAAACUAAAUCCAGAUCGUUCGGUGUGGAUCUAUUCGGCUCAUGAUACCACAGUUUCGAAUGUUUUAAAUACUUUGAAAUUGUUUGAUAUCCACAGUCCACCCUAUACUGCUUGUAUUUUAUUGGAAAUGCGUCUCAACGAUAAAAAUGAACCAUUUAUUUCGAUUUUCUAUAAAAAUACCACAGCUGAACCGGAACCAAUGUACAUACCAGAUUGUGGCAUCGAAUGCCCCCUGAAUAAAUUGUUCAAUGUUUAUAGUGAUAUUUUACCACAGGAUUGGGAAAGUGAAUGUAAACUUUCAACACUUAUGAUGACCUAUGAAGAGGCGAAUAUUGGUACGGCAAUGGGUAUUUUGGUGGCCAUCAUUACAAUAAUGCUCUUCCUUUCAUAUGUGGUUAUGGUUUACUACAGGCGACGCAGCUACAAAAACUAUUUCUCCUAUACACAGGUGGCUUAA